Oenanthe melanoleuca is the source of this 1999-nucleotide messenger RNA. It is a transcript of the gene ZDHHC9, whose product is annotated as zinc finger DHHC-type palmitoyltransferase 9. Gene Ontology annotation, molecular function: protein-cysteine S-palmitoyltransferase activity. Gene Ontology annotation, biological process: peptidyl-L-cysteine S-palmitoylation; protein targeting to membrane. The transcript is spliced from 9 exons. NCBI's taxonomy places the organism in Eukaryota, Metazoa, Chordata, Aves, Passeriformes, Muscicapidae. Gene Ontology annotation, cellular component: endoplasmic reticulum; Golgi apparatus. Bases 454 to 1605 code for a protein of 383 amino acids. The record is from RefSeq and is a predicted model, not a curated record.
UCCCUCCCCGUCCUCUCCCGUCUCCUCUCUACCCCUUCCCUUCCGCUCUCUCCCCGCCUCAUCCCGGCGCGCCCGCACAGCCGCGGCUGCCCUGCCCCGUGUGGCCCGGCCCUGCCGCGUCCCCUCCCGGUGGCGGAGCCGCCCCGCCGCCCCCUCCCGCCCAGCCCAGGGUCUCCCUUGGCCGCGCCCCGCGCCCCCUCCCCGGCGGAUCCCCACGGCACCGCCCCUCCCGGGCGCGGGGUUUCCAUGGCGACGGCCGGUGCCGCCGUCCCGGUGCUGACCGAGCGCUCUCCCCGUUGCCUCUCCCGCAGCCGCCGGCCCAGCCCAGCCCAGCGCGGCCCCGCGGGGCCCCGAUGAUGCCGGGCGCGCGGGCGGCGGAGCAGCAGCAGCAGCAGCAGCAGCAGCAGCGCCCGAGCGUGCGGCGGCCGCUGCCGCCCCAGUGACGGCCCCGCCAUGUCGGUGAUGGUGGCGAGGAAGAAGGUGGUUCGGAAAUGGGAGAAGCUGCCGGGCAGGAACACCUUCUGCUGCGACGGCCGCAUCAUGAUGGCCCGGCAGAAGGGCAUCUUCUACCUGACGCUCUUCCUCAUCCUCGGCACCUGCGCCCUCUUCUUCGCCUUCGAGUGCCGCUACCUGGCAGUGCAGCUGUCCCCGGCCAUCCCCGUGUUCGCCGCCGUUCUCUUCCUGUUCGCCAUGGCCACGCUGCUGAGGACCAGCUUCAGCGACCCCGGGGUCAUCCCCAGGGCCCUGCCCGACGAGGCAGCCUUCAUUGAGAUGGAGAUUGAGGCCACCAACGGGACGGUGCCGCAGGGCCAGCGCCCGCCCCCGCGCAUCAAGAACUUCCAGAUCAACAACCAGAUCGUGAAGCUCAAGUACUGCUACACCUGCAAGAUCUUCCGGCCGCCCCGCGCCUCGCACUGCAGCAUCUGCGACAACUGCGUGGAGCGCUUCGACCAUCACUGUCCCUGGGUGGGCAACUGCGUGGGGAAGAGGAACUACCGCUACUUCUACCUCUUCAUCCUCUCGCUCUCCCUCCUCACCAUCUACAUCUUCACCUUCAACAUCGUCUACGUAGCACUGAAAUCUCUGAAGAUUGGGUUUCUGAACACGUUGAAGGAAACCCCAGGGACUGUACUGGAGGUGCUGAUCUGUUUCUUCACGCUGUGGUCGGUGGUGGGGCUGACGGGGUUCCACACCUUCCUGGUGGCACUGAAUCAGACAACCAACGAGGACAUUAAGGGGUCCUGGACUGGGAAGAACCGCGUGCAGAACCCCUACAGCCAUGGGAACAUAGUGAAGAACUGCUGCGAGGUGCUCUGCGGGCCCCUGCCCCCCAGUGUCCUGGACAGAAGGGGCAUCCUGCAGCAGGAGGAGAGCACGGCUCAGGAGGGCUCGUGCCCGCGGGCGCCCGGCACGCAGGAGCCCCCGGCCCCGCAGGGCCCUGGGCAGCCCCAGGAGGGGGCCAUGAAGCAGCAGGAUGGCAGCAUUCCUCCCCCCAGUGCCGUCCCUGUGCCAUCUGUGAGUGACACCCAGCUGCCGGAGGAGAAGCAGCGAACGCCUGGGGAGUUCCCAGUGCCCCCCCUGGACGCUGGGCGAGCGGAGCACUAGCAUCUGCUUGGAAGGGAGAACUUUGUUGUUUUGUCUAAUCGAAGCUGGAAGUGGUGGAGGAGAGGAGAAGGGCUGGAUGGCAGGCACCUGAUUCCCCAUGGCCCUUUUGCUUUAGUCAUUCCUCACGGGACAGCGAGCGCGGGUGGCACGUCCUGGUCACCGUGGGGCACUGCCACCGCCCAGCUCUGCCUGGGGCUGUCCCUCUGGCAGGGCAGGGUCGGGUCUGCUCUCCCUCCUGCUGAGGAAUCCCCAGGGAAGGGGAGAGCAGUGGUGGCAGCAGCGUCCUCUCUCCCCUCCUCCCUCCUUCCUCUCAUCCGUUCGUUGUUUUGUGGUUGGCGUGGAGACGUUUUGGUGGCCCAAGGACCCAAACAAGAGGGGAGGAGUUCUGCUGGCA